AUGGCUGACGGACGCACUGGCCAUUCGUCGAUCUACUCGUCCUACUACACGGAUGAUGACGAGGACGCUCGUGGUCGUUUGAGACAGAGGACGCGACAGCGUUCAAGCAUGGAUGCCGACUCGACCAAUACCCAGCCACCCACUCGCGGUACCUCAAUGUCGAUGAAUAGCCAUUCUUUCGCGCACAGAUCCACCUCGCCACAACCACCAACAUCAACUCAGAUGGGUUCUAUGUCCUCGCGCGAGGAGGCUAUGUACCCGCAGUAUCGUCCUCGCGAGGGAGGUCUAUACCCCGAUCUUCCGGAUACACCAGUACCUGGAACAUUACCUGCAGAGCCGCGCUAUAGAGCGCACGAUCCGUGGUCACAUCGACGUCGCACGCAUUCACCACCUAUCGACCUUGCAGCACAGGCGCAGGCCAGUCGACCGUACGGAUACGCACCCAAUUAUCCGUCAGCACCUCCAGCAAUGCAGCCGGACGCACCAUAUGGCUCUGUCAUAACGCCAGAGGCGGCGUCUGGGCCUUAUCCAUACUCUCAUCACGCGUCACCCUCCCCAAAUCACCCCUAUGCUUCUUCCACGACGAGUCCAUGGCCCACCAAUCCAAUACCCUACACCCCUGCGGCAGCACCGCUCUAUCCUCAAUUUGGCCAACCUGCCACGCUGGCUUCGUCAUACAAUAGCCCCUCACAAAACACGUCAAAUGCCGCCAACGUCUUCGGUCAGGAAGUCCUACUCGACAUCGGAAAGGCUCUGCUUGUGUCUAUUCCGCAGGAGGUCUAUAUGCUCUUCCUUCUUCGACUUCCACGUUUCUACUUCUCGCGCGUGGCAAGGGUCUUUGAAGAUGCAGAACUCAGCAUGCCCGAUAUCAUCCGCAUAUAUACGACAUCUGCGCGAGAGUGGCAGGCUCGUCAAACCUCCGGGAAUGGUCGUAUCAAUAUAGCCCGGCUCCCUGUGCCGACUUGGAACCCUCUCACCGGCACCGGGGCCUCUGAAGUCACUCCAGCCAUGGAGGCGUUCAAAGACUCAUGGGAGAGUUUCAUUGGUUCUUUACUCCAGGAAUGGAAUACAUUGAAUAUUAUAUCUGCUCUGCUCUCAGCGUCGAUACUCACACUACUCUCUCUGGGCGGUACUGCAGACGAUCCAAUAACCCGUACGGCUGCCGUCAUAUCCUUGUUAUGUUCCAUCUGGAGCAUCAUCUAUGCGUCAAUGUAUAUCGUGCGCUUUGGACCUAUGCGCAAGAUGUACAAAGCGGCCAGCUGGGCCAAGGAAGCCAAGGAGCGGACAAAUAUCUUGUGGAAUGUCUGGGCUUUGCUAGCCAUGCCGGCGGUGUGGCUCAUGUGGUCGUUAAUCGCGUUCCUGGUGGCCAUAAUGUCUUACGUCUGGCGAACCAAUUCUGUGAACAGCCCCGACUCACGCACGACUUCGGUGCACGCAGCGCUCGCCACGCGCAUCGUUAUCAGCUGCGUUCUCGGUCUCGGGCUGGUCUACUUCUUAGCAAUGCUCAAUACGUUCCGCCGUUACGGCGAAAAGAUGGACAGCGAAUGGAGGAAGACUAUCGCCGGGCUGGCAAACCAAGCUUGGCUACAACAGAGAGCAGGAGUCCAGGCUGGUGACUACCCGUUCUACUACGGCAGUGUCACUCAGCAGCACCCGAAUAUGCCCUAUGGUCCUGCCUACCCUCCACUACGCCCACACUAUCCACCCCCUUAUGAAGCGAACUAUCGGCAAAGGUCACCAUCUCGUAGCUCUGAAAGGAUCAGUCGAUCGCGACGUUCAUCUCCGCCUACGAUGCCGUACCAAAACGGUCGCACUAUAUAUGUCGACCCCCCUAACCCGGAAUAUGGAAGGCAGGGAGUGCGAAGGUCCUCUCUUCGCUCGCCCUCUCGACCGCCGCGCCGGUCCAGUACAGGCGAUUCGUUGUCCGUCCGCGUGCAAGCGACUCCGCACAUUCUCAACCCGAGUACAGCCUCCAACUUGAGACUUCCUCGGUCCGCAGUAUCCCGGCCAUCAUUUGAUACCCAAUCGGGAUCCGGUGACUACGGUGCAGUUCCUCUGUCGACUAUCUCCGAGCGCACGGAACCCAUCACUCCGCCCACCGCCGUCUCUGCUCUACGCCCCGAACCAGAUGGAAGACCGCUUGCGGUCACAAACGAGUUCGACGCCUUUCGAGCCGUCACGCUCUACAACAUAGACAUGAGCUCGGCGCGCGGAAUACCAUUACAGCUGCACAUCCGUGGCAUGUCUGAGAACAUCUGGAAGAUGUUCCUCAAGGACCUUCAACGAGCAUGGCAGGCCGGGGUGCUCCCGGAAGCGGGUCACCCGUCACCCCUGCUACCUCCAGAGGCCGUCUUCCAUAUCUGUCGCAUAUGGAGCGAAGACCCUUGCCCUACAUAUGGCGUACGGCCUCUACUGUGUGAAGAAUGGCUCGAAACCGGGUUGAUGUCCUAUACCGUAUACUUCCUCGACUUGAACACCGUCACAGAUGACCUUCGACACGCCUUUCGAGAUAUUCCUACGGGCGUGAAAAAGCUUGUUCUUCUUUGGAAAGAGCCGGUUUGGGACGCCGACUACCGAAGGGUGUGGACUUUGCAUCGUGAUGUGCCUCCACCUGCGCCUGCCGAGCAUCAUUCCGAGCAGCAUCUAAGCGGUGACCUUCCAGGGCGGCCACACGAUCAUCCACUAUCGGCACCUGCUAGCUCCGACGAUGCGUCAACUACAAUGCUCGGGACAGGUCUUUCGGACUCUCCUCAUUCCCUCCAACGCGAAGUUACGGUGCAAGCGGAUGAAGAAGAGAGAGCAAGAACGGCCAAUGUGCCAAGAGUACUGUCAGACACGAACGAAUGA
Peniophora sp. CBMAI 1063 is the source of this 2847-nucleotide messenger RNA. The record is from the annotation of a GenBank genome assembly. NCBI's taxonomy places the organism in Eukaryota, Fungi, Basidiomycota, Agaricomycetes, Russulales, Peniophoraceae.